CCUCUGUGCUCCGCUGUGCUCACCUGUGUGCUCCCCUGUGCUCACCCAUGCUCACCUGUGCUCACCUCUGUGCCCACCCGUGCUCACCUGUGCUCCCCUGUGCCCACCUGUGUGCAGGUGCUGUACCAGCCCAUCCCCUCGGAGCCGGGGCAGCCUCACCUGGACGCGGGGCCGUACCUGCGGGUGCUGGAGGCCAUCGACGGGCGGGUCCCACCUGAGGAGCGCGGGGACGUCCUGGUUUUCCUCAGCGGGGCCGCCGAGAUCCAGCAGGUGCUGGGCCCCGCCCAGGUGUACGCCCGCCACACCCAGCGCUGGGUCGUGCUGCCCCUGCACAGCGGCUUACCUGCCGAGCAGCAGGACAAGGUGUUCCACCUGCCCCCCCCAGGUGUGCGGAAGUGCAUCCUGGCCACCAACAUCGCCGAGACCUCGGUGACCAUCGACGGCAUCCGCUUCGUUGUGGACUCAGGUAAGGUGAAGGAGCUCAGGUACGACGGGCAGGCCAAGGUGCAGCGGCUGCAGGAGUCGUGGAUCAGCCGCGCCAGCGCCGAGCAGCGCAAGGGCCGCGCCGGCCGCACCGGGCCCGGCACCUGCAUCCGCCUCUACUCCCGCGAGCAGCUGCACACCUUCGCCAGGUACCCCCAGCCCGAGAUCCAGAGGGUGGCCCUGGACUCCCUGGUGCUGCAGGUGAAGAGCAUGGGCCUGGGGGACCCGCGGACGUUCCCAUUCCUGGAGGCCCCGCCCCCCGCCAGCCUGGCCACGGCGCUCAGGUACCUGCAGGACCAGGGGGCCCUGGAUGAGCAUGAGAACCUGACCCCCAUCGGGCACCUGUUGGCUCACCUGCCUGUCGACGUAGUGGUGGGUAAGGUGCUGGUCCUGGGCUCCCUGCUUCACCUGUCCGAGCCCACCCUGACGGUGGCGGCCGCCCUGAGCGUCCCCUCCCCCUUCCUGCGCCCCGCCCACAGCGGGCACACCUGGGCCGACGCCCGGCGGCACCUGGAGAGCCCCCACGGGGACCCCCUGACGCUGCUCAACCUCUUCAACCAGUGGCUGCAGGUGAAGGCCGAGCGCCGCGGGAGCUCCCGCCAGUGGUGCCGCCGUCGGGGGGUGGCCGAGCACCGGCUCUACGAGAUCGCCGACCUGCGGCGCCAGUUCCAGGAGCUGCUGCAGGAGCACGAGCUGCUGGAGGAAGGUUCCGGAAGGUCCGAGCAGCGCCGGGCGGGGCGGCGGGAGCGGCACCUGCUGAGCCACGCCCAACGCGCAGGUGAGCGGCACCCGCAGGUGCUGCGGCUGCACCUGCACGACGAGGAGGAGGAGGAGGAGGAGGAAGAGGACACCUGGGAGAAGGGCGGCGUCGACAUCCGGGACGUCCGGUUCCAGCUGCGCCACGACCCUUCGGAGCUGCGGCUCACCUGUGGGGCUCACCUGGCCCCGCCCCAGGUGGCCCUGCUGGGGCUGGUGCUGGCCCGGGGUCUGUACCCACAGGUGGCCCUGCCCGACCCCCUCAACGGCGCCCGGCGCGACUCCGAGCAGGUGUUCCACACCCGGGCCCAGCAGGGCGUGGCCCUUCAUCCCACCGCAGUCUUCGCCUCCCGCCCGGAGCUGCUGCAGCCCCAGGGGGGCCCAGGUGAGCCCAACCCCCACCACCAACUCGUGGCCUUCGUGUCGCUCCUGGAGACCACCCGGCCCUACCUGCUCACCUGCCUGCGCGUCCCCGCCCUCCAGGUGCUGUUGCUGUGCAGCCGCUCCCUGGACACCUGCGGGCCCCGCCUGGUGGCCGACGGGUGGCUCGAGGUCACCUUUGAGGACGCCCAGGUGAGCCAGCGCCUGCUGGGCGUGGCCGUGCACCUGAGGCUCACCUGGGACCGGCUCCUGGAGCGGCUCCUGAGCGGGGGAGGGGACCGGCCCCGCCCCACCGAGGUGUCGGAGCUCACCUGGGGGCUCCUGGAGUUCCUCGAUGAGCAGGUGCCGUACCAGCUGCGCCAGCUGACGCCGCUGCAGCGCCAGCACCUGUACGUGGGGCCUCACCUGGGCCCCGCCCCCUCCCCUCACCUGCAGCGCCUCUUCCCGGGGACUCACCUGGAGCCCGACCAGGUGAAGGGCGGGACCAAGGUCACCGAGUUCCUCACCUGGGGAUGCCUGGCGAGUGAGCCCGACCUGUUCGGGCCGUGCCUGCGGCGCUUCUGGACCUGCCCCAGGUGUCACCUGCACCUGCCUCUGACGGGCCCCGAGCGCCGCCGCCACCAGGGCACCUGUGGGGCACCUGAGGGCACCGGGGGGUCACCUGAGGGCACCUGCACCGAGGACACCUGUGCCAAGAGCACCUGUGCAGAGGGCACCUGGUCACCACCUGAGGACACCU
Messenger RNA from Corapipo altera (White-ruffed manakin), 2359 nucleotides. It is a transcript of the gene DHX34, whose product is annotated as DExH-box helicase 34. The annotation marks the transcript as partial. NCBI's taxonomy places the organism in Eukaryota, Metazoa, Chordata, Aves, Passeriformes, Pipridae. The record is from RefSeq and is a predicted model, not a curated record. The transcript has 13 exons. Gene Ontology annotation, molecular function: RNA binding. Gene Ontology annotation, biological process: nuclear-transcribed mRNA catabolic process, nonsense-mediated decay. Gene Ontology annotation, cellular component: intracellular anatomical structure.